Molecule: messenger RNA, 1958 nt
Organism: Biomphalaria glabrata
Lineage: Eukaryota; Metazoa; Mollusca; Gastropoda; Planorbidae
Product: E3 ubiquitin-protein ligase rnf168-like
Exons: 7
Coding region: 336-839 (167 amino acids)
Biological process (GO): double-strand break repair
Cellular component (GO): site of double-strand break; nucleus
Molecular function (GO): nucleosome binding; ubiquitin-protein transferase activity
Source: RefSeq, a predicted model, not a curated record
GCAGAACUGACGCAGAAGCUUGAGCACUGUGAGAAUGAGAGAAGUAACUUGAAUCAAACAAUACAGGAGCUCAAGACUAUGAUUGUCCAUUUGGAAAACGACAAGGAGGCUUUGUCAUCACAGCUGGAAGAAAAAAACAGACAAAUAUACAAGUGAGCAAAUGGAAAGAUAGACCAAAGAAGCCAUUAAAAACAUGGGUCAUCAAAACCAUCGCCAGAAAGUCUAAUAUGUGGAGACUUUGAAAAAGAUUGCUCCGGUGGUUGCUACUACACAAUGCGACUCUUCCAAAAUGACAGACACCUGGCGAACCAAGAAUUCCUUUUAAAGGAAAAAAAAUGCUGUCUGAAUCUGAGUGCAUGUGCCCAGUAUGCAUUAGCUUACUCAUCCAGCCUGUAACAUUUCCCUGCAAUCACUCACUGAGUUUAAAAUGUUACAAGGAAACAGUGGAAAAAGCCAACCUCUCAUGUCCAGUCUGCAGGAAGCGCAUUUCAGUCUGGGCCAGAAAAGCUGCCAAGGAAAAUAAAUUGAUAAACAUGGAAAUGUGGAAAGACAUCCAAGAGGCCUUCCCUGAAAAAGUGAGGCGCAGGCUGGAAGCCAGUGAAGAAAGCAACAGUGAAGAUGAAGAAGAUGAUUUUGAAGCCCAGGAAAGAAGACAAAUUUCCUGUCCUGGAGAAAUCAGACAAGAAUAUGAAGCUGCUAUUCAGCAGAUUCAGCAAAAAAAGGACGAACAGGCAAAGAAAGAGGAGGAGGCCAGUAAAGUAAAUUUUGAAGCUCUGCAACAGGAAGAAUUUUUGUCAGAAAAUGUGGAAAUAGAAGAGAAAGCACUGAUGCUUGAAUAGAAAAAGUCUAAACAAAAUUGCCUCGUUCUGAAUCCAGUUGUCAGAUUAAAGAAGUGUUUAAAAGCAGAGGAAUUAGUGUUGAAUUGGAGAGCUAACAACUGUCCUUCUGGCACUGAAACUUUCCAUGACUCUUCCCAACUCACAGAAAACAGAUCAGCUAUACCUGCUGGCAAUAGUUCAGAAAAGAAUGAUGACCUUAGGUUUGCAACUAAGUUGCAAGAAUUUUUUGACUUAAUGGAUAAAAAAAGAAUAGUGGUGGAUAGAUCAAAAGGAUCCAGAAAUGAAUAUACAUUGCGUAGAAAGCAUAAAUGUGAUGAGUGACUGUUACAUUGUGUUGUUGAUUGUUAUAUGUUGGGUUGAGUUUUUUUUUUUUUAUGUUUUAGUAAUGUUUUUGUUGUUGGCUGCUUUCUUUUUGAUACUGUCACAUGACCCAUAACAGUCUGACCUUUUGCACUUACCUAUACUAUUGAAUGACAUCGUCAUACAAAAUAACAAUUUAAAAGAAAGAAUAAUUAUAAGUUACGUUAUUUAUCAGCCUCUAGGCAUCAAUUUAUUGUUUAUGUCCAGAAUGUACAGAAUGCUGUGUAAACAUAUGAUGUUAUUCUAAACACAGACUUAUUGUUCUUGAGUUGUUGAUUCCAAGUGCUUCCUAUUCUAUCUAGAUCACAUGUUUUUGAAUUAUAUUGGUCUAUAUAUAUAUAUAAAUAUACAUUACAAUUUAUUGAUGAUUCUAUAUAUCCAUCAUUUGAAACCUUUCAUUUACUUUUUUUUACUGCUAAUUAUCAAACAAAAUUUCUAGAUACAUGUAUGAUCUUUGCAUAGUCUAUGCCAAACAUUUACCCUGUAUUGUCAUGUUAUAUUUGAUAUUUUCAUGUAUUAACUUACUGCCAAAGCCUUAAAGAGAAAUACAUUCAUUAAUCUCUGAAGGUAAAUUUAGCAUUAUUCGCUAAAACUUUGCAAAAAAAAACACUAUUUGAAAAUGUCUAAUUUUUUUUUUUUAACUUUUAGCAAGCAUUGUUUAUUAUAAUACUAUCAGACUUAAUCAAAAUACAUUUUCAUAAACUAAAUUGAACUAAAACUUUGACAGCACAUUGAUUAAAAUGUAACAGACUUUGUUUU